GGUAGAUGGCGCGACCGGCUGACAGCUGACUGAGCUGACUUGAUUGACACAACACCAAAGAAGUAAUUUUGUUAUACAAAACGCAAUUUGUGAUGUAAAAUGUUAAAAUAAAUAAAACUAAAUCGGGACACAUACAUAUCUCUCGAAAUACCAAAAAAUGCCUUCCGCAUUGCAUUGUUGAUUCUCUUAAUAUCGCAUUUCAAGUACAAGUAGAUCUGCCAUGGAUAAUUCCAUUUGAUGAAAAUCCCAUUACUACGCCUACUAAUAAAACUUCGGCAAAAUCGUGUAGAGUUAAUUAAAUAAUUAAGUGAUGACCAGAGGUUGAUUGUUGAUAAAACGUUUGAAUCAUUAACAUUAUCAAUAAAGCGUCCAUGUACUCCUAAGCAUGCAGCCCCGAUCGAGCGCUCGAAAAUGAUAGAAAGCGUGUCUAAGAGGGCUUUCGGCGGUUCGAGUGGCACCUACAACGUACACGCUUUAGAGCUGGCCGCCGCCAGGGAGAGAAAAUCGAAAACGCUCGGCGUCACCGUGAAAUUUCUCGACGACAGCGAGCGCGUUUUCAGAUUGGAGAAACGGGCGAAGGGCUCCGAUUUGCUCGAGCGAGUCUUCGAUCACCUCGAGCUGAUCGAAAAGGACUACUUCGGCUUGAGGUGUUGUGAUAAUGACAGCCAAUGUUUAUCGUGCAUGCGUUGGCUGGAUCCGUCCAAACUGGUAAAGAAGCAGCUCGGCACGCGCCAACAUGUCUUGUAUUUUAGAGUUAAGUUUUAUGUAUCCGAUCCGAGUAAGCUGCAAGAAGAGUACACCAGAUAUCAGUUUUAUUUGCAACUAAGAAGGGAUAUUUUAGAAGGGAAAUUACACUUACCGCCCAGCACUGCCAUAUUAUUAGCUAGUUAUACAGUACAAUCCGAAUUAGGCGAUUACCAACCGGAGGAACACGAAGUCAACUAUUUAUCAGACAUGUGCCUAAUUCCCAACCAAACGGAGGACCUCGAAAGGAAGAUAACGGAGCUCCACAAACUCCACAAGGGCCAAUCGCCGGCAGACGCCGAAUUCAAUUUCCUGGAUCACGCCAAACGGCUCGAAAUGUACGGCGUGGAACUGCACAAAGCCCGCGACAACACCGACAGGGAGAUCCGCCUGGGCGUCACCCACUCGGGCCUCGUCGUCUUCCAAAACAACGUGCGCAUCAACGUCUUCUCCUGGUCCAAAAUCAUGAAGAUCUCCUUCAAGAGGAAGCAGUUUUUCAUACAGCUCCGUCGCGAACCGUCGGAAUCGUACGAUACGCUGUUGGGCUUCAACAUGGAAACCUACCGCUCCUCGAAGACGCUGUGGAAGUCGUCCGUCGAACAUCACACCUUCUUCAGGCUGCACUCGCCGCGGGCGCGGCGCCGUUUUCCCUUCUCCCUCGGCUCCAAGUUCUCGUACUCCGGUCGCACCGAGUACCAGACGUUGGCGGAGGCGCGCCGGCGCAGCGGCCUCGAACGGAAGUUCGUCAGAUCGUCCAGCAGGAAUUUGAGUUCUCCGGCCAUACGAUCGAGUACCGUGGAGGAUAAAACGAAGUGUACGAGGACUUCGGGAAGUUACGCUCACAAAGUUACAUCGUUGGAUACGAAAGAACCGAAGAAAGCUUGGACUGAGGAUACUAGAAUACCGGAUGAGGACUCGUGUUACGCGGACAAGCCGGCCGAAGGGCCCUUCUCGCCGGGCAUCGCCGGUCGCAUAAUGUCGUACGCGGACGACGAGGAGGCGCCGGCGUCGCCGACGUCGAACGGCCUCUACGACACGCCGCCGUACAGCCCGAGCCACUCGCCGGCGACGGCGCGCUCCCCCGCCGACGUCGACGCCGUGACGGUGGCCAUACGGCCGGACGCCGACGGCAAGUACGGCUUCAACGUGAAGGGCGGCGACGGCGCGGAGGCGGCCGUGCUGGUGUCGCGCGUCGCGCCCGGCACGCCGGCCGGCGAGAGCGUGCCGCGGCUCACCGAGGGCGAUCGGCUGUUGCGCAUCAACGGCAAGGACGUGUCGCGGGCGCGCCACGAGGAGGUCGUCGAGCUGAUACAGGAGGCGAGGCGGUCCGAUUCCGGUAAAUUGGUGCUGGUGGUGAAGCCGAGCGCUUACCAAGCGUACGAAGGUGACUUCGAGGAGCCGCCGUACCAGUACGUGCCGGUUGGCGGAGCGGAGCCCCCUUCGCCCGGUAACGCUCUGCAACAGAGCAUGUUGUUGCUGGCUGACGGUCUGGCUAGCGGAGCGCUGAUCGCUCAAUACGAAACGUUGUUCAGGAAGCAUCCCGAUUUGACGAGCAACGAAUCGCUCAAGGCCGACAACGUGAACAAGAAUCGCUACAGGGAUAUUCUACCAUACGAUACCACUCGAGUUGUGCUGAAAACCGUCGAUAACGGCAGCGAUUACAUCAACGCCAAUUUUAUUGAUAUGAGCAUCUCGAAUACGGACGUGACCAAUCGCUACAUAGCCACGCAAGGUCCUCUUUCCACCACGGUAGAAGAAUUUUGGUCGAUGGUGCUGCAAGAGGAUUCCAACCUGAUAGUGAUGCUGACCACCCUGAUAGAAAAAGGCCGUUCGAAAUGCCACAAAUAUUGGCCGGACCUCGACGGCAUACUCACAUUGAAAGACAUCAUCGUGAAGUGCGUUAAAGAAGAGAUCGAUCAAUCGGAGAGCUUCGUGUUCAGGGACUUCGUGGUGGUCGAUGUGAAGGACAACGUUUCGAAGGAGAUAAAGCACAUGCAGUACGUGGCGUGGCCGGACCACGGGGUGCCCGAUUCCCCCGUGGAGUUCCUCGCGUUCACUGAGCGGGUGCGCGCCAACAGGGCGGAGGGCUCGCCCGUCGUCGUGCAUUGCAGCGCCGGCAUCGGACGCACGGGCGUCAUGGUGCUCAUGGAGACGGCGCUGUGUCUGAUGGAGGCCGGCGAGCCGGUGUAUCCGUUGGAAAUCGUCAAGACGAUGAGAGAGCAACGAGCCAUGAUGAUACAAAAUGCUAGUCAGUACCGUUUCGUUUGCGAAAGUGUUUUCGCUGCGUAUGAAGACAAAGUCAAUGAAAAGGCGGAGAGUUAGCGGGCGACGUGCUCGGACAAAAUAGGGUCUUGUAAAAAUAUACAUAUUGUAAGUUUUUUUAAACGUGUUGGGAGAUUUUUAUGAUGCUAUUUUUACAAUAUUGCAUAGGAAUAUUAAGGAAACAAAUGUGUAUUUUAUUGUUUUUUUUUUUUAAUAUAAAUUGUACGUUUUGUAUUGUGAUGAUUAUUAUUACUAUAUUAUUAUUAUAAGCCGUGGGCUGAUAUAUAAAUAAAUUUUUCAUUUAAUA
This is a messenger RNA of Phyllotreta striolata, 3313 nucleotides long. NCBI's taxonomy places the organism in Eukaryota, Metazoa, Arthropoda, Insecta, Coleoptera, Chrysomelidae. The record is from the annotation of a GenBank genome assembly.